AUUGCCCAAGGCCAAGGAGAGCACGCCAGAGCCAAUCACCGCUGUUAUGAUGUGUGCACUUGCAGUCCAAACAGUCCCUGUGAAGACUCAAACUUAGCUACAAUUUGAGAAAAGUGAUGUUUAGAAGAACCUCUAAACUACCAGUUCUCUUGAGCCGGCCGUCGUCAUCAAAGUAUUUGGUAGGUUCCUGAGGUAGGCCUAGUUCUAAUGCAGCUUGGUGAUAGUAACUUGUGGCGAUGCCAUUAUUGGCCAUCUUCAUCCAAAACAAGAAUUCAAUUCAGUGAAACAACUCAUUCUACAAGAAUUCUUCAGUUUUUGCUCUGAACAAAUGUUAGUUCGUGUGCAGAAGGUUUUUUGCUGAUUGAUUAAACCUUAUUCCAGUAUGAAUUGCUCAACAAGCAGCAAGUACAAAUUCUAUAAGUGGAACAUUAAAACUCACCUUCUGCAUUGAGAUUAUGACUCAGCUUCUACUAAUCCUGGAAGAUUUCAGGUGGUGAUGAUUAUUGAGGGGCUUCAGAGUUGGGUUUUAUAGGGCACAGGCAGUGUGGGCUUCACUCAUUGGAGGUCAAUCCACACCAACUACCUUUCAUGGCCAUGAAGAGCUCUAGGGACACUGCAAUCACCAAGAAAGCAAGGAAAGGAAUGGAGAGCCCAGUGAGCCAAGAAGAACCCCAGCACCAGACACCAGGGUGGAAAAGAUUCUUUGCUCAUAUUGGCCCUGGUUUCCUUGUCUCUUUGGCCUACCUUGAUCCUGGAAACUUGGAAACUGACUUGCAAGCUGGAGCAAAUCAUAGAUACGAGCUCUUGUGGGUGAUACUAAUUGGUUUGAUCUUUGCACUCAUUAUCCAAUCAUUGUCAGCAAAUCUGGGGGUGACUACAGGGAAACACCUGGCUGAACUAUGCAAAACAGAGUAUCCUAUAUUUGUGAAGUAUUGCCUCUGGCUAGUGGCAGAGCUGGCUGUGAUUGCUGCUGAUAUACCUGAAGUGAUAGGAACAGCCUUUGCUCUCAACAUCUUGUUCUAUGUUCCAGUUUGGGCAGGAGUGCUUUUGACAGGACUGAGCACCCUGAUAUUGCUUGGAUUACAGCGAUAUGGGAUCAGAAAGCUUGAGUUGUUGAUAUCAGUUCUAGUGUUUUUGAUGGCCGCAUGUUACUUCGCGGAGGUGAGCUACGUGAAGCCCCCUGCAGCAGAGGUGAUGAAGGGCCUGUUUGUCCCAAGACUGCAGGGCGAUAGCGCCACCGGAGACGCCAUUUCUCUCUUGGGUGCGCUUGUAAUGCCGCACAACUUGUUUUUGCAUUCAGCACUGGUGCUGUCAAGGAAGACGCCAUCUUCCACCAAAGGAAUCAAUGAUGCUUGUAGAUAUUUCUUGCUGGAGAGUGGUUUUGCAUUGUUCGUGGCGUUGCUCAUCAACAUCGCAGUGGUCUCAGUCUCCGGAGCCGUGUGCGCUACUACUGAUCUCUCUGCUGAAGACUCUGAUAGAUGUAGCGAUUUGACCUUAAACUCUGCGUCUUUUUUGCUCAAGAAUGUGCUGGGCAAAUCAAGUUCCAUCAUCUAUGGAAUCUCUUUAUUGGCCUCCGGCCAAAGCUCUGCGAUCACAGGCACAUAUGCUGGCCAAUAUAUUAUGCAGGGUUUUCUAGACAUCAAAAUGAGAAUAUGGCUGCGAAACCUUGUGACUCGAUGCAUCGCGAUCUGUCCCAGCCUUAUUGUAGCCAUUAUUGGAGGAACAGCGGGAUCAGGGAGGCUCAUAAUCAUAGCGUCGAUGAUCCUCUCCUUCGAGCUGCCCUUCGCCCUCGUCCCUCUCCUCAAGUUCAGCAGCAGCAGCACCAAGAUGGGGCCUCACAAGAACUCCAUCUACAUAAUUGUGAUCUCAUGGGUCCUCGGCUUGGGCGUGAUUGGGAUCAACAUCUACUACUUGAGCACGAGAUUCGUGACUUGGAUUAUCCACAGCAGCCUCCCGAAGCCUGUGACGGUCUUAAUUGGGGUCGUGGUCUUCCCUGCAAUGGUGUUUUACGUGAUCUCUUUGAUCUACUUGAUGUUCAGGAAGGACACGGUGGUGACCUUCGACGAGAAGUUGGAGGCUUCGAUGGAGCAGGGAAUGCAUGGAGUGAGCGGCGGCGCUGAGGUGGUGCCCUGCAGAGAGGACCUCGCUCGCGUCCGUCUGCAGUAGUGAAAAUCCAGGGUUUGUUUGUAAAAACUGAAGGGCCUACCUUGAUGUAAUUAAGCAAUUUACGUGUGUCUUUUGGAUUAUUUAUCUUCGUAUCAAUUGUUACUUUGAAAUAAAGUUGAGAUUCACGUAUCC
Messenger RNA from Zingiber officinale, 2298 nucleotides. RefSeq names its product metal transporter Nramp5-like. Bases 589 to 2166 code for a protein of 525 amino acids. The transcript has 14 exons. Gene Ontology annotation, biological process: metal ion transport. NCBI's taxonomy places the organism in Eukaryota, Viridiplantae, Streptophyta, Magnoliopsida, Zingiberales, Zingiberaceae. Gene Ontology annotation, cellular component: membrane. Gene Ontology annotation, molecular function: manganese ion transmembrane transporter activity; cadmium ion transmembrane transporter activity. The record is from RefSeq and is a predicted model, not a curated record.